This is a messenger RNA of Dicentrarchus labrax (European seabass), 2078 nucleotides long. RefSeq names its product solute carrier family 51 subunit alpha (gene slc51a). The transcript has 8 exons. The record is from RefSeq and is a predicted model, not a curated record. Gene Ontology annotation, biological process: transport. Bases 180 to 1154 code for a protein of 324 amino acids. NCBI's taxonomy places the organism in Eukaryota, Metazoa, Chordata, Actinopteri, Moronidae. Gene Ontology annotation, molecular function: transporter activity.
CCGGGAGGCAGAUAUAUCCCUCUGUGGAUAGUUUGAGCACUCUCUCUUUUUUUUUUGAUCAUCUGCGGAGAGGAGAGUGCCAACUUGUACGCACCGAGCGUCUGUGGAUGUAAGCAGCGGAGCCGAGACAUAAACUGAAAAGUUGCAUUUUGUGAAAAGUCCAACCGACGGCAGCCAGCAUGAAUAAUGGGUCCAACCGAACUAUUCACCCGAGCUGCAUGGACAAACCUCCUGUCGCCAUGGACAUCAUCCUCAAGUUAGACAUCUUUGGCAUCAUCCUGUACUCGGUGCUCACCUUCAUGGCAGCAGUAUCCAUGCUGGUCUUCCUAGAGGAGUGUAUCUACAUCUAUAGGAAAGUUCCUGCUAAUAAGAAGAGUAUAAUCAUCUGGGUGAAUGGGGCAGCACCGGUGAUUGGCACCAUGUCGUGUCUGGGGAUGUGGAUCCCCAGAGCCACUAUGUUUACUGAUAUGACCUCUGCCUGCUACUUUGCCGUUGUGGUGUUCAAGUUCCUGAUCCUGAUGCUGGAGGAGGUGGGUGGCGACGAGGCCUUCCUGAAGCGAGCAGGGAGGCACAAACUGAAGAUCAGCACGGGGCCAUGCUGCUGCUGCUGCUGCUGCCUGCCAUAUGUUGCCAUCACACGGCGCUCUCUCUUCCUGCUCAAACUUGGCUCCUUCCAGUUUGCUGUCCUGAAGAUUGUUUUCACCAUCCUUUCUAUUGUCCUCUAUACCAAUGGGACUUUUGACCUGGCGGACUUGUCCAUUACCGGAGCUGCUAUAUGGAUCAACCCAUUUGUGGGCAUCUUGACAAUCAUAGCCCUGUGGCCUGUAGCGAUCAUGUUCAUGCACCUGAGGACUGCCCUGCGGACCCUCAAGAUCAUCCCCAAGUACGCCAUGUACCAGCUGGUGCUGAUCCUGAGCCAGCUGCAAACGGCUAUCAUCAACAUCUUGGCAUUGAAUGGAACCAUUGCUUGCAGUCCACCCUUCUCUGCCUCAGCAAAAGGAUACAUGAUGAGUCAGCAGCUUUUGAUCCUGGAGAUGUUCAUCAUCACGCUGGUAACACGUCUCCUGUAUCGUAGACAGUACGAUCCUUUACCUGUGGAAGAUGGUAACGACAACGAACACACCAAGAUGGCUGCAAUCCCCGUAUCUGCAUGAGAGCUCAGAAUGUGUGUGUGUGCGUGUGUGUGUGAGCGUGUGUGUGUGAGCGUGUGUGUGUGCGUGUGUGUGCGAGUGUUUGUGUGCGUGCGCGAGUGUGACAUUUGUACUUUGAUUAAGAGAUUAUAUAAGUAAAUAUGAAUAAAUAUAAAUAUGAAUUAUAUGCACAUUUAUCUUGUUGGAUGUUCAUUACGGGUCACAGAUUUGCAAACUCUUGGAAACUGUUUGCACACCAACUGCACGCCCUAUCCAGAGGGAUCCAGUGGAAAUGAUUUACUUAUUCCCACUUUGUGUCAAUUUUUUCUUUUUCUUUUUUUUUGUCAAAACAAAAAUGCCAUGCAUAUACAGUAUAUUAGAGUGUCAUUUGGUAACAUUUUAUUUUACAGGUCUGUAAUUCCCUUAUACUUUGUGAUUUAGUAAUAACUUCAGGGGAAACAGAGAAAAAGUUUGGUGAUACUUUAGUUUGAUGUGCAGUUGUUGAUCUCCACAGAAACUCCUUAAAAGGAACUACUGAAUGUAAACCCCAAAAAACAUUGUUUUAUUAUUAUUUUAUUUUUAGACAUUUUAUCUUCCAUGUAUGUUGAAUUGUAUAUCUAAUUUUACAGUUGUGGCCUACCUGCUGUACGCUGACUAACAGACUCUUUUAAGUGCCAGCUGAAGUACCAAAUCACUUUCCUUUUUCCUUUUUGAAUUACAUAUCAGUUCAGUUAUAGGAAAUUAGGGGAAAUAAUGGGACCGCAAAUAUAAUUGUUUGUAUUUUUGUGAGGUAGUAUCUCAUAAAUGAUGAUAAAACUAUACUUUAGUUUUGCAUUUGCAUUCUGUGUCUCAACCACUGGGUCUUUUACUGUCACUAUUACCAUGCUAUGUGUACAAUGUAAGCAUUUUAAACAUCCUUACAUGAAAUGAAAACACUGUAUGACUCUC